CAUCCCUCCAGAGCUUUUUCUCGCCAGGGUAGUAUAGGCUUCCGAUCGCCGUAGCCGCAUUUGCCGUUUUGUUGACCCUUCAGCCAUCGCGAUAGCCACAACACUACUUACGCGCCGGUCGCGGUAGUGACCUAGGCAUUUGCCUUGUUGUUGAGAAGUCAGGAUUCGAAGGCUUCGGUGCUCGCUGCAAUGGCGGGUCGCCAAGCCCUUCGGAUCGGGAAGAUCUCCACCGUCCAUCGCAUUCCAGUCGUUGCCGCAUGCCUUUCUGAGAAGGUCGUCGCUACCUCUCGGUCGUUUUUAUCGUCCGCUCACUCGCUCCGCGACUCGCUCGGCGAUUCGCUCGGCGAUUCGCCAGCAUCGCCACCGUCACUUGCAUCGCCAGAAUCGCCAGCAUCGCCACCGUCGCCAGCAUCAGCCGGAGCUUCUGCCGCAGCGGCAGCAGCAGCGGGAGUCCGCGCCGGUCCGACGGUGAAAGCGCCAGUCGGGGGUGACCGCCCGCGCACCAUUGGGGGAAUUGGCGCGCCAGUGAGGGGAGGCGGCGCGCGCGCGGUGGUGCGGAGCGGUGAGCAGGCAGUAGGGGGAAUCAGCGCGCGGGCGGUAGCAGGGGGAGGGGGCGCGCGCGCGGUGGUGCGCGUGGUGCGCGCGGACGGGAUGGGCGUGGAGGCGCAACUGCGGCUGGAGGAGAAGCUUCUCAGAAGCGACCCCACGGGCAGCAACUGGUUCGUCUUCAAUGCUGACGUGGCAGCGCCGACCAUCGUGAUGGGGAUAUCGGGCAAGCCUCACGAGCUGCUUCACACCGAAGCAGUCCUCGACGCUCGGGUGCCGGUGGUCCGCCGGUUCAGCGGGGGAGGUACGGUGGUGCUGGACGGAGGCUCGGUGCUGACGAGCCUGAUCUGCAGGCGCGGCGUGGUGCCGAACCUGCCGGAGUACCCCCGACCCAUCAUGGAGUGGACAGAGGGCCUGCUCCAGCCAGCCAUGGCGAAUGUUCCGGGCUUUGCUCUGAGAGACAACGAUUACGUGGUGGGCGAUCUGAAGGUGGGCGGCAACGCGCAGAGCAUCACGGGCAGUGGGUGGCUGCACCACACUUCCUUCCUGUGGGACUACUGCCCGGCCCGCAUGCGGCUGCUGCAGCAGCCUUCUCGUGCUCCAGAGUAUAGACAGGGACGCUCCCACGAGCAGUUUAUAACCAAACUUAGAGAAUUCUACUCAAGCAAGGAUGAUUUUCUGAGAUCUGUCAUGGUCGCUCUUGCCCUUCGCUUUGAUUUACGUGCAACCGCUCUCCACCAAGUGGAGGCCUUGCCAUUCCAACCCUGGAAAUCUAGUGUUGCUGUUCUAUCCAGUGAUGAAUUGACUAUGCUCACAAAGGCAUGAUAUUAUUGUGAGAAAUGGUUAUUUGAGUGU
Closterium sp. NIES-67 is the source of this 1401-nucleotide messenger RNA. The record is from the annotation of a GenBank genome assembly. NCBI's taxonomy places the organism in Eukaryota, Viridiplantae, Streptophyta, Zygnematophyceae, Desmidiales, Closteriaceae.